Puccinia triticina is the source of this 1455-nucleotide messenger RNA. RefSeq lists its product as uncharacterized. The transcript is spliced from 2 exons. The coding region runs from base 1 to 1455 and encodes 484 amino acids. Gene Ontology annotation, molecular function: metal ion binding. The record is from RefSeq and is a predicted model, not a curated record. NCBI's taxonomy places the organism in Eukaryota, Fungi, Basidiomycota, Pucciniomycetes, Pucciniales, Pucciniaceae.
AUGAAGGAUGACUCCCAGACAGCCAACCAGACAAAUCAAGUCUUCUCCAUACAGAGCUAUCCAGCCAGGUCACGAGCGAGUCCGCCAGCCAUGAAGCUUUUCAUCUUGAGUCUAUCUUCCGUGAUCCUGGCAUCUAUGGCUGUUAUUUGGCGGUCACCAGACCCGGGUAUAGCAAAUCGCCCCGGUUUGCAAGAGGGGAGUCGAUGGUUGGGAGGAUCUUUAGAGUCAGAUCUUCGGCGGGAGAUUCGCGCCAGCGAGCCUGAGGAAAGCAGGCGUCGUCCUACAGUUGCAAGAGCAUUGGCAUGGAUUCGCCAGCGAAUAAUUACCUGCACUAAUCCCGCGAUGGCCAGUAACCAUCCAUCCCCUGAGCACGAAGCAACCAACGGACAAUUGAGACGCCAAUCAACAUCGCCCGGGGCAACAGACCAAGAAGUCGGACAUCGAUCUGAUGCGUCCGAGGCCACUAUCGAAGAACUUGGACAUCCAUCAGCUCCCUUCGAAGCAAGUGGCGCCGAAACAGGACAUUCAUCACCUGCGCCAGAAGUAACGAACGAAGAGCUUGCUGCUGAUGAGGAUGCAAUCACAGUCGUACAUCAUGAGGAUGGUUAUGAUGUGUACUACGGAGGAACGUUUCGCUUCACCACUUCUAGCUCCCUGUACGAAGCGUUCUCCCAAUAUCGCCCCAGGAAAACCAGGUUCGAAAGAAUUUCCACCAUUAUGGGGUACAUGCCUUAUAAAGAACACUACCAAUUACAACUCAAAUCUGGUCAGGCUACAGUCCCAUUGGAUCAAGCUCUGCACUUACUAGCCACCGAAAAAACUAGCCAACAUACGGAAAGCAAUGCACUUGACACUUCUAGUAAUCCACCUGUCACUUCUAGUAAUCCACUUGACACUACUCAUCAUGCCGGAGAUGAACUUGAAAGAUCCAGCAGCAAAUCCAAGGACCGGCAGCAUCAGCUAACUGGAGAUUACAGGAUCGAGGAGGAUCAGCUUGAUCAUGGCACAGCCACCCAGAAUCACGACGGCAGCUCAGCUUCGAAUCCGUCGCCCAUCAAUCAUUACACAACCACUGAGAAUCACGACGGCAGCUCAGCUUCAAAUCCAUCGCCCAUCAAUCAUGACACAACUACCGAGAAUUACGACGUCAGCUCAGCUUCGAAUCCGUCUCACAAUCUGCCGGAUCCUGAUAAAACCACCGAGAAUCACGACGGCAGCUCAACUUCGAAUCCGUCCAGUGAAUUAUCGGAUGUUCUAAUAGCAGACCUGGAUAGAUGUCCAAUUUGUAUACUAGACUUCGUGCCGGCCGAAGAAAUCACCAAGAAUCACUGGCUCUUCACUAAAGUGGCCAGGCUUAACAAGUGCAAACAUUACUUCCACCCCCAUUGUAUCCGACCGUGGGUGAUCGAUCGCAAACAGGACUGUCCAUCUUGUCGCCAGGCUCCAGGUGCUUGA